Opisthorchis viverrini is the source of this 669-nucleotide messenger RNA. RefSeq lists its product as hypothetical. The record is from RefSeq and is a predicted model, not a curated record. Bases 1 to 669 code for a protein of 222 amino acids. NCBI's taxonomy places the organism in Eukaryota, Metazoa, Platyhelminthes, Trematoda, Opisthorchiida, Opisthorchiidae. The transcript has 3 exons.
AUGCAUCGGUUUAUGGACAGCCCCGUAGCGGUCCUCAAGGGUGCCGCCGAGAGAAAGGAUACACACCUCCGUGGCAGCUGGAUCUGGCGUUCAGCUGUAGCAUCCUUCCGGUGCCUCACUACCAUGCCACCCGAAGGAAGCACGAGGGCUGAGAUACUGCCAGGUUGCCCAAGCCUAGACAGGGGAAGUCGAGUGGCGGAGGUCGGAUUCGAACCACGGACCCUCCGGUCAGUAAAUUCGCGCUCUAACCACCUGGGCCAUUUCGCCCCAAUUGACCCAAAGAGCCAGACGGAUGUAGGGUCACGGAUAAUUUCCCUUUCGUUGGAGGACCGUCUUUCCGAUAGACACUUGGUAAAAUGGGUUCGUCAGACCCUCGCCAGUAUUGUAGUUCAUAGUAAGUCAGAAGAACCCGUCAGUACGGACACGAGUGUAUUGGGUAUACGCGGCCAAACUGGUCCGCUUUCGUGGCAGGUAAGCAAAGUAACUGAGUCACAUAUCCAGUCAACCCACAGCGCUCACGCGAGCCAACCAAUCGGACACACAUCCAAUCAGCCACUCAAGUCACAUGCCAGAUUGAUGGUAGAACGACGAACGGACACACACACGCGCGAACUCUCUGACACACCGAAGCAGCUACUACACUUGGGUUAUUGGAGGCGUCUAUGCUAG